AUGACAAUAUCUGGUCGCUUGACUUCCACGCGCAGCAGUACCGGCGUUUCCCAGACUAUCCUGCCGUUGUGGAUAGGCUUGUACAACCUGGCGCAUAUUGCGGAAUAUCUCGGUGGCGUGGGUAUCUGGCCCGAGAAGGAUACGACUACGAUGCGGUACGCCAACGCCCUGUCUGACGGGUUCAUGCAAGCUCUGACCGCAGAGGACAGCAUGGCCCUGAAAACGAAGAAGAAGAAAAAGGCCGGAAACUUGGAACAGGCACGUAGCACAACAGUACAGUACGACCGGGUCUCAGCGAGCGUACCGGCCGAGAAAAUUUGCAAACCUGGCCGCAAAGGGCCGUGA
Messenger RNA from Purpureocillium takamizusanense, 345 nucleotides. RefSeq lists its product as uncharacterized. Lineage: Eukaryota; Fungi; Ascomycota; Sordariomycetes; Hypocreales; Ophiocordycipitaceae. The record is from RefSeq and is a predicted model, not a curated record. The coding region runs from base 1 to 345 and encodes 114 amino acids. The transcript has a single exon.